GCCCGCUGUUAACAGAUUGGUGAGUACUCCUUACAAAAUUUCUACGCGAAUUCACUUACCUGUGUCCAUUUCGAAAAUUAGACUUUUCACAUUACAAAGUUGUCAAGAAAGAGUGCAUGUACCUUGCAGUGGCGCUGAUCAUUAUUAUCGCGAGUUUGGUCAGAUUGCACAUCCGCAAUGGGUACGCCCGAAGUGUUGGUUUUGGCGAUAAGCAUCGUAGGCACCAUAGCCUUUAUCCCCCAUGGUUCUAUUGGGGAAAAGGAUCACAUCCUAACCGAAGCUUUGCUUCGUGAGGUUGUGGAACGUAUGGGCAAGGAGUUCAACGACGCAGCGUCCAGCUACCUGGAUUUCCCGUCUAGUGACCGCCACCUUGCCCUAAUGGCCCGGGCGAAUAAGGACCUGGAGAACGAACAGCUGGACUACGACUCACUGAUCGAUGGAAACCCCAACCCCAGUCUGCGUGACCAGGAAUAUCUGCAGCACAGCUCCCUCUGGGGCCAUCAGUACAUGACUGGGGGAGCUGGUGAGGGUGAGCAGCGCCUUCAGCCAGCCGGGGAACUGCCCAACCGCCACAUGGUGAAGACCGACGCGGUACUGCCGGCCUACUGCAAUCCACCCAACCCUUGCCCAGUUGGGUAUACCGAGGAGCAGGGCUGCAUCAAGGAGUUCGAGAAUACAGCAGCAUUCAGCCGCGAGUACCAGCUGUCGCAGCGCUGCAUGUGCGACAACGAGCACAUGUUCAGCUGCCCGCCCGAGGAGCCGUCGGAGCUCGACGUGCGCUUUCCCGAACACCACAAGAACCUUGUUGCCAAGAAAUAUAAGCCGGACGUGGAAAAUCCGUAUUUGACGGGGGAACGGCUCCCUAUUGCGGCCAAAAAAGGUUUUAAUGUUAAUGUUUAUUAAAAAAAACUAUAUUAACUAAUUAACUUUAAUACAAUUAUUGUCUAUUUUACGAAUCCCCCUAAGUACAGUAAGGGAUGCGUUCAAAUAUUAUUUAUGAGAGAUUUAUGCGAAAAAUGAUUCGAAUUAUAGACAUCAAAUGUCAAUUUUUUUAUCGGUUUACAAAAAAAAAUAAUAAAGGAACCAUUGAGACAAGAAUCUUACAACUCCUUACUAUACUUACGGUUGAUAGGUACCUGUUGUGUAAUAUUAUGGUAAUGGAACCUCACAAACCCGAUGCCUUUAAAAGAGAAAUGGCUUGGGAGUUCUUGUAAAAGAAAAAAAUGGAUGCGUGUAACUUAGGUACGCGCGUGAGAAGUUAUACUUCUUUAGCAUCAUUAAAAAUAUUUUUUAAUUGCAUGCAAAUAAUUAAUAAUUACAAUAAAAUAAUAAAAGGACUGGAAAAGGAUAGUUAACACAGUCAAUUAAGUUCAGUUUUAAUUUGAAAAAUUAAAUAAAUAUUCAAUUAAAAUCACUACUGAAUUUAAGUUAUUAGUCCAUAUGUAAUUAGCACUUGUAAGUAACUAAAACACGUUGUGUCUAUAUAGAAACUAGAAACAUGUGAAUAAAUAUUAUAAAUAUGAAAACAGUGAUCAGAGGCGACGAGCGUGCCAACAUUGUUUUUGACAACGCGAUCAUCUUAUGGAGCUCCGUGGAUCGUUCAAAGUACCUUUCGAACAGAUGUCUAAUUAGACACUAACAUUCAUAACGCGCCCGCGGCCAACUUCAUGGUGUUACUUUUCUGUUAGUGUUGCGCGCGCAUCUUAAAAUUUCACUCUCAUCAUUUUUUCAUAACGCGCCCGCGGCUAACUUCAUUAUGUUACUUUUGUGUUACAGUGAUGCGCGCGCAUCUUAAAAUUUCACUCUCAUAAUUUUUUCAUAACGCGGCUAAAGAAGUAUAACUUCAAUUAGUCGAAAACAUUACAUACAACUCGUUGUACUCACACCAGGAAGUUAUCGAAUGCCAGGCAUAGGUCGAACGCUUAUACAUAUUUUUUGUGAUGAGAUAACUUUUAGAAUAAAUAUAAUCUUUGAUGUAAAUAAAGUGUUUAUACUGUUCAGGUGCAAAGCACUCAAAAUCAACCACCAUUAGGGUGGUUAGUUUCGUAAAUAAACAUUUGGAAGGGUAUAUUUCACUUUUACAUUAUGAUAAAUGUGUAUUUAAUCUUUUAGAUUCGUAUGUUUAACAAGUUCGAUCUAUACUUUCGGAAUAGUCUUGCUGCGUUGAAUUUUGUAUUGUGCUUAAGUAUACAAAGCGUUAACGUAUUUAAGGAUAUCAAAUAAUAAGCCAAAGAUUAUUUUUAGUAGAAAAUCUACUCAUUUAGGUUACCUUUGAAAAAUAAUCAAAGGCAGGUUAUAAAUAAAAUAUGUCUUUUCCCAGUAAUAAGUUAACCUACCUUGUCUAUAAAGAAUAAAUCCAAGUCAGCGGGGACGGUGAUUUUUCAAUACAUACCAACGUAAUUUUAUCGACAAUUUCAAUUUCUUAUCAUC
Messenger RNA from Chilo suppressalis (striped riceborer), 2430 nucleotides. The record is from the annotation of a GenBank genome assembly. Lineage: Eukaryota; Metazoa; Arthropoda; Insecta; Lepidoptera; Crambidae.